Messenger RNA from Peronospora belbahrii, 543 nucleotides. The record is from the annotation of a GenBank genome assembly. NCBI's taxonomy places the organism in Eukaryota, Oomycota, Peronosporomycetes, Peronosporales, Peronosporaceae.
AUGGUCACCGGUCUCUGGUCUCAAGACGAGCAUGCCAAGUUCCUGGUCGCCAUUAAGCUCUAUCCUCAAGGCCCAUGGCGUCAAGUUGCAGCGUACGUGGGUACACGCUCCAUUCGCCAAGUGCAGACGCAUGCACAAAAAUACCAUGAAAAGGUAGUGCGACGCAUGCGUGGACUGCGUAAAGGUCGCCGGUCUUCGGGUCGUAAGGAGCAUCGCAUCGACGACGAUAUGUUAGCCGCAUGCAAGAUGGGUGAGGGCUUUGGUGUUGUUCGACCCAACCGCAUUGAAGCUUGGCAUUCACUGCAGCAACGCUCGGCCAUUCCAGAGUUUGGAUCGACAGACCUUAAGGACGCGCUCUUACUGGAUUCGACGCCUGGUUUAAUGAGCCCAGGUGGUGUAGACUCUAACGGUAUCAGUGACAACGUUCAGACCUCAGCUGCAUCAAACACUUCUUGCCAGCUUCCAUCGAUCGAUGAGUCACUUGAUUUCUUGAUUGAGCGUAUGUCUGAAGCAAAGUACGAGAGUGUUCAAAUUGAGCUUUAA